UGAAACUCUUUGUCUACAUCGGCCUCCAUUAUUGCCUAACAUGUCACCACAAGACUGUCAGAUGCCCGUACACAUAAUUUAAGCGGUACCUAGCUGCCAUGCACAAAAUCAAGAUUUGCAGAUCUUGAAAUGCGGCAAUAAUACACAAACAGUCAUUUUACGAACAAAAUUCACAACACAUACGUUCAGGUUCAAAAAUCAUUACGCACAAAUCAGCGUAAAGUACGGGCAUAAAUAUCAACCGCUUAAAUUAAGAUAUAACUUGGCAUUAGACUAUAGUCUUGGUAUAAACCGAGACGGGUCAUAAGUAAAUCAGUGUAAAGUUUAUAUUUUAGAAAACUUUUAUUGACCAUGGAUGAAAAGAACAAAUCAAUUGAAGAUAUUACUAAAGACAUGUCCGAAUUGACUGUACUAUCGUUUAGGAAGUUGGACGAUAUCAAAAAAUUGGCAAGACAUUUCCAAUUUGUUAUAAAUCAUCCUAUAACUCAAGGAAAUCAAGUGGUGCUAAAAUACCUGAAGAAUCUAGAUGAAAUGCAUAAGGAUAUCUUUUUGAAGAAAAGGGACGGUGUGAAUGUUGAAUAUAUAUUUACAACUGAGAAGAAGAGUAGCAUGCAACGGCAGCGUUUCAACAGUUUACCUGUUAAUGAAGUACCAGAAAUACUGAAAUCUGAAUUCUUGACUAUAGAUAAUGCCAAACAGGUACAUAUCUGUACUGAUUGUAAUGUCGAAAUUGAAUUAUUCGAUGAUGUACCUUUAAUGGAAUCAUUACAAAAGCAUUUCAGCUUAGAAGCGCAUAUGCCGAAGUUAAAGCGUGAGAGUAUUGAUGUUGCAGAACCUAUUCUACUUCCUAAGAUGUCUCGUAGACUAUCAGCUUUAGAAAGUGGGGACAAUCAAAAUAUGGAGCAGAUAAUCCAAAUGUUGAAGCCGGCUGAGAAAUUGGACCGUUCGUUCUCUGCUAUGCUGGAAUCAGCAUUGAUUAAAUUACUCCCAGAUAAUUCCGAAGCCAGUAUUGACGCAGCUGUGAAAUUCUAUCAAGAAGCAUAUGAGAAAUUAUGCAGUAAUAUAUCUGCUAUUGAUUUUUCCACACAAACUAGCUCCGUAGCACCAAUAAUUAUGAGUAUACGUGACAAUGUCAAUCAAAAUUUCUCCGUUGACGCAAACAAGAAUUACGAUAAUGACGAGAAUGAGCACACACCUGAUAAACCUAUGAAAAAUCAGAUCAAAAAGUAUCGUUAUUACGGACCUAUAGAAAAUAAUAUUGCCAAGUUACUAUUGAACCAUAAAUUGUUGACUUUAGUCGAUGAUAGAACUGGGAAAUUAGCUUUCUUCUGUAUAGCUUGUGAGUACUACACUCUAAGAUUCCGUUAUGAUAGUGUACUAAAUCAUGUGUUCAGUGAGACCCAUAUACAUAAUUUGUCUUGUAUCCUUCAAGCUGACAAGAAUAUCCCAUUCUCAAUGGGCACCGCUACAAUGGACAAAAUCAAAGAUAUGAAUAAAGACUUCUUACGAAAUCAUUAUAUUAUUGAAGAUAAUAACGGACUGAAUUGCAACCUUUGUAGAACAACCCUGGAUAAUGAUUCUAUGAUCUUACACAUCCUAGAUGAAAACCAUCUGGGAAAGCUUUCCGAUAAAUUAUACAGAAAGAUGAAAGCUAAUAAUCCAGAUGGGCAAGUACCAGAAGAGUGGGGACCAAAAUCCCUAGAUUGGACUAAAUUUUUAGCAAGUAGCGGUAAACCUUUAAAUAACAGAGAUCAUGUUGUCAUUGAAAACUUUAUUAAACCAUCGGGAAAGAUUGCCAACUACUGUUCAUGUUGUGAUAUGACCUUGAAGGGUCCAAGACAGGUCUUAUUUAACCAUAUCCGUCAGAAGAAGCAUCUCCGGAAUGCUGCUCCACAUAAAUUAACAAUGUUGUAUAGAAAUCAUUGUCGACCGACUGAAUAUUUUGCUAGUUUUGGCAAUCAUUAUAUUUGUACAAUUUGCCCUGAAUACAUCGCCUUACCAUCAUUUGCGGCGAUUGUGGAACAUUUUGAAAGUACUUUGCAUAUUGAAACCAUUGCUAAAUUGAUCCGUUCCGGACUCUAUGAUAUUGAUGAAGGAUUAUUUAUAAUGAAUAAGAUAUCCACGGAUUUAUUUAAAUGUGAUUUCUGUGAUGUUAAAUUCAAUGAUGCAAAUGAAGCUGUGAAACAUAUUUUAUCUAAUUUGGAACAUCAGAGUGCGUUGGCCGAAGUGAAAAUUCGUUCAAAUAAAGGUGAUAUUAUUAGUGUUUAUAUGCACGGUAACUUUAUAUUGCAUAACGAAGGUGCAACAUUUAAUUGUGAACCGUGCAAGAGUGUUUUUAAUUCGAUUCGUUCUUUACUAAUGCAUUUAGUUUACGCUGAACAUUUUGCUAAAAGACCUACAUCGGAGAAUGUGUUCCGUUUCUAUUUGGAAUUGAAACAUAAUAUAAGUAUGCUAGCCAGAAACAAGUAUGCUUAUUAUGAGUUUGGAAAAUUGAAGUGUGGAGUUUGUGAUGCGGAUGUUGAAGACAGUGAGAACGCUAAGAAACAUGUUGUGUCGCUGCGUCAUAAGGAAAAUAUGGGGGCCAGUUAUGUUAAUAUUAAUUUGGAUGUAUCUGCUAUGGAAUGAGAUAUGAAUGCCGCCCGUACAAACAUCGUUGACGUAUUUUAUUCGUAAUAAUGUUGAUAUAUAUAAUGUAUUUUACAAGGCGGAUAUAAAGUGAG
Molecule: messenger RNA, 2720 nt
Organism: Papilio machaon (common yellow swallowtail)
Lineage: Eukaryota; Metazoa; Arthropoda; Insecta; Lepidoptera; Papilionidae
Exons: 3
Coding region: 352-2625 (757 amino acids)
Molecular function (GO): nucleic acid binding; zinc ion binding
Source: RefSeq, a predicted model, not a curated record